CAUUAGCGUGCGACUCCACUCUCUUAGCAACGGAAGGAUGCGUCUGCGAUGGCCGCGGAAAAGCGCAUACUCCCGCUGCUCCUCAUGCUGCUGCUCUUGGUAUCGGGAAAGGCUGAGGCCCAGGAUGAAAACAACACUCUAGAAACUCCAACGAAUGAGACGAAGCCCAGCGAGACUCCCAAAGUCCAGAGGGAAGAGAGACCCGGAUCCAGAGCUGGCUCUUUGUCAGCUUGCCCCUGUGACCUGCACCCAGGCUUCUGCGACCUCGACUGCUGCUGUGAUUCAAGCUGCGGCUCGGGAUGCAACGUGGGGUCCCCCGAGUGUCCCUUCUCUUUUUGUCUUCCAGGCAGCACCAGAGCUGUGAGUCACGUGUGUUUGGAAAAAUCAGUCAUUUUCCGAAAUAACACUCCUUACCACACUGAUAUCCUUCCUGGUCCUGGUGGAUGUGUAUUCCUGUUCUGUGUGCAGCUAAAUGAUCCAAAGCUGAACUAUUUACAGCAGCCACAGGUAGUUACAAAAGUCAACUUUCCAGCACUUUCAGCACAAUAUGGAGGACCAUCAUUCAUCUUGUCAAAAGAAGUUCAGUCAUCGCCACCUGCCUUUUACCGGGUGGGGGAUCCUAUUCAUACUUACUUUGCUGCAUCAUCUGUAUUGAGUGUACUCAAGCAACCAAUGGGCAUUGGAGUCAACCAACUUUGUAUUGAUGAGAAUCCUGCUGGUUUCCUUGAAAGCAAAAGCACAAGCUGUAUUCGGAUCCUUACUGACCUGACAAACAGCUGUACCACUGACCCUGCACUGGAUGCAGCUUCAUACUACCUUGACUUUAGUGUGCUGAAGGUACCAGUGAACAUGACUAUUUUUCAACCUUUACAGGUCAGCAUCAUCCCUGUUUCAGAACCUGCAUCUCCUUCACUGAAUGGUAGCACAUGCCACAACGUUGUUUCUGAGGUGAUCUAUGCAGUGGAGUUCAAUGGGAUCCAUGGAAUUCAGAAGGUUUCUGUUCAGUUUAAAGUGGAUACUAUAUCUGGGAACCCAAGAUCCACACUACAGCAACGCUUUUCCCUACAUUUUUGGAGUAGGAGCCCUUCUUUCACCAAACAGAGAAGUGGGAAUCCUGGAUAUAUUAUAGGAGCGCCAUUAAUAGCUUUAUACAAUGGCACCCAGCACUAUAUAACCAUUUUACAGAAUCAAGGUGAUGGCCAGUGCUCAGCUACUGAGAGGUAUAAAAUACGAUUUAGAGAAAAUGUAAGGACAGGCUGCCAAUUCAGUGUACCCUUCAAGCUGAAGGAAGCAAACUGUAGCCAUCUGCAGCAGACACUCUACCAAGUCUUCCAGGGGACACGUAGUCCAGGCAGUUUGGCCAUAACUGGUAAUGCUGAUCCAAGCCAUCCAGGAGAGUGGAACAGCAUUUUCACCCAGAGGUGCAACAUGCAGGAUGGGCAUUGUAUGGUCCCCAUUUCCCUGGAGAUCCAAGUGAUAUGGGCUCGGGUGGGGCUCCUGUCUAACCCCCAAGCCCAAAUAUUGGGAGCACGAUACCAUUAUCUCUGCAAGUCUCUGAAGUCCCUUGACAGUGUGGUGAACAUGUUGUCACUGACAACUGCAGCUGCCUUCACGGAUGUUACCAAAUGGCCAGAGCCACCACGUGGUCAGCCCAGAGUCUAUUGGAAAUUUCCAUUUGACUUCUUCUUCCCUUUUAAAAUGGCAUCAAGUGGGACUGUGAGCAGUUCAGGCAGCCUACCCGGUACUCUGCUGGUGACAUUAACAUUGUGUGGAUUACUAGUCUUGUGAACGGAAGAUUUUUUUUUCUAAUAUGAGGAAUAAGAUCUGUAAGGGUCAUGUUAAUAUUUUUUGUAUUACAUAGCAUUGCUUGCUGUUAAGUGACUCUGAAUCAGAACUGAUACACUCUUGAGUGAAGAUGUGUUUAAGAAACAGUCUAUCCUUAACGGAGGGUGCAGAACAGAGUCUGUGUGCAAGAUGACUAUGAUGCUUGCAGUGAAGUCUAGGAAUCUCUUUACUUGACUACCUGAGCUUGUGGUGACCUGUUGAAAAGCCACCAGCCUAUGGUGAGCUGGUCAGAUGCACAUAACCACACACAAAUUUGGCAUUAACCCAUGAUGGUAAGUGUUAACAGUUGUGCCACAUCUAUUUACGGAUGGAUUUCCUUAUUCCACAAGACAUACUCUCUGGCUACCCGUCUAGUGAAGAUAAGAGGUGGGAUCCGAAGUGAUAAAGGCAGUUUGUGGCCAUAUUCUGAAGCUGAGUGUCUCUUCCAUGCAGCCCCUUAUGUUCCCCAAAAGCCUUUCCAGCAUAGAAGUGCUUGUGGGUGAGUCCAGGCUGCUUUAGAUCUCAGUCAAGGAAAUAACUCGCAGUCACAAGUUCUGAUAUAUUCCUUCUUGAAGGAGAAGUUACUAAAAGUAGAAAGAGUCCUGUAACUUUCAGUCUGCUUUCCCUUCCCUGUUAUUAGGGGGGAACUUGGGACACUUGAUAACCCACAACUCUGUGAAUCAAAAUAACAAUUUUAUCUUCAUGGAAUGUCAUUAAAAGCUGUUAUCAUUCCUCUUUUAAUGAUAUAAUAAUCAUGCCUUUCAUUACUCACUUUUAUAAUACCAGACUUUUGCCUUUACUGGCCAUGCUAGGCUUUCCUAGAGGAGUCAAACCGGGACAUGAUUACUGAAAAAGAGAUCUCUCCAUAGUAUCUGAUGAUGUAAAGCUGCACUGAUGCUACAUGUCCUUUAUUUGAUGUAACUUAUGCACACUCUUGAAUAUUAGUGCUAGUCCUAUUCAGAGUAGACUCACUGAAGUUAAUAGACAUGAGUAGCUUACGUUAAUUAAUUUCAGUGAAUCUACUCUGAGUAAGACUUUACUGAAUACAACCCAUGAAGUUUUGGGAACUGGGCUUUAAUUUUAUGAGUGUUGCAAGUUGCAACCUAUGUUCAACUAAAGAUUUCUACUGUAAUAUAUUACACUUUAAUAGCAUUAAUAAUCAAAGCCUAUGUAUAAAACAUGAAGAAUUAUGAAGCAUCUUAUUUUAAAUAGUCUGCCUGUCAGCAUCUGAAGUGGGAUAAAUAUAACAUCUAUUCUGCUUUCCUCAUCCCCUGCUGCUUCACAGCAUAUGAGGCUGUUUAGUAAGUUUCUUUUCUUCAGUAAUGAUACCUUGCAUGUCUAAGAAAUUGGUGCAGGGCUGCCCUACAAAAUAGUUGCUUCUUAGCAUUUCUCUGUAAUGCAAGGGAAUUAUAGCCCUUUGCCAGUAUCUGGAAAAAAUGUAUAAUACCAAUUUGUUAUUAAAUAACAAUCAUUAAAAAAAAACACAAAUCUAAGUGUGCAGUCCUUAUAUAUCCUAUAUAUAUACUCAGAAAUAUGUCCCAUUGAGUUCAAUGGAGCUCCUUCUCAGGUUAAAUAGUUGUAACAUUGCACCUAAAUGAAUGACUCCUUUGAGAGACAGGGGGGUUCAAUUAUUGUGGGAUAAUAAUUGAGUUGUAUCCAAUGUAGUGCUAAGUCACAGUCUCAUCAGUGCAAGUAUUUCUGCUUGCGCAAUGGAACUUUCCCCCCUCUCCUCCUGCUCCCCUCCUAAAUCUGUUCCAAGGGUUCCCCAACCCUCUGGAGGAGAUUUAAGGGGGAAGGGGGGAGGUCUGUUGCACAAGCGGAAAUUCUUGUGCCGUUGGGGUGCAUUAGUUGAAUACUGCCUACUGAAUUGCUUUUAUACUAGUUUCAGGUAGACAUCUAGUUCUGUGAUCCCUAUAAGACAAUAAAAGCUUGGUGAGAGAAUUGAGCAAAAUGACGCGUAUUACAAAUAACUACAUCUUUAUAGUCCAUAUCAAAGAAUCUAGUCCUCUAUACAUUUGACUCAACUUUUGUUGAAUUCAAAAUAAGGUGGAGAGUGUUGUUCAAGCCUAUAUCUUCACAGUCGCAUCUGUUCCUGAGGUAGACAGAGACAGUGACCUUCUACACUGUCAACUCUGAAAUGAGGACAUGUUUGGAAAAAUUAGUCUCAAAGUCCAAAUAGGAAAGCUAGUAAUUUACAGCUUUCCACUUGAAAUGUGAUAUGAAAUCACAUGAUAAUGCUUUGGCCCAGUGCCUGGCUUCCGCGUCCUCAUGUCACCUGAGGAUCUGGCAAAAGCAUUGCCAUAAUGUUUGUGGCUGCUUGCCUGGGUGACAAGAAACUAGAGCUUGUCCCAUCAACAUAUGUACACCAGCUCUCUUUCUAAUGAAAUGUCUCAGAAUAUACCACAAAUAAAGGUGCAGUCUGCACUUGAUACCAAAUCCCACCUCUGAUUUGUGUUUUAUUUCUGGACUUCUUAAUGUGAAAGGUAGUACUUCCUUAUAAAACUAUUAAGGGCUUUAUCUGCAUAGCCCUGCUAAGUACAUUUCAGCUACUUUUUCUUGUAUAUGAUCUUCCCUCCAGUCUUUCAGCAUACUUUGGCCUGGAGAAUGGCAGAAGAGUACAUGAUUCUAUUGCAUUUUUACAGCUAAGUGGGGCUCAGCACAUGGAUGCAGGCUUCUCUGGAAGACUUGUGUAAGCUGCUAUGAGCUUCCCAAAAGGAAGAUUAAGAUAUGGUAAACAAAAGCACUGUAUUUCAUUACUGGAAAGGAUAACGAAUGGGGGAUAACUUGCUGCAAAGAUUUUAAAAAGCUUGCUUUAUUGUAUCCAAAUGGAACAGUGCAACUGACAACUUUUAAGUUGGGUAAAAUGUGUGCUGGAGGAGGAUUUAAAAAAAAACUUUAAAAAGGAAAAUGUAUCUGGUAUUGACACUUAUUUUUAAAAAAAAUUAAAUUCACUUUUCUUAAAUUAUAAGAAAUUGGGUGGGAUAAAAAGCCAUUAGAUGACUCAGUUUUUAUUAUGAACCAUUAUGUAUCUGCCAAAAUUGUCUCUGCUCAGUGUUGGAAAUCUCCAUCUGUACCAGCCAUCGCAGACUGGUUGGUCUUAUGUAUAUGGAUAAAAUAAUUGAUGGCUACAGAGAUCAGUCUCCAGUGUUUUAAAAAUGGAAACUUUUUUUAAUUGUUGGAACCAGAAUCUAGAUUUAGGAUAUUAGACCAAUUGGUACUGAUGUGAAUGACUUUGUCUCUUUUGUAAGCAUUUUAUUUUAUUUAAAUAAAAAAUAAAUUCUAUACUGACU
Messenger RNA from Rhineura floridana, 5114 nucleotides. It is a transcript of the gene TCTN3, whose product is annotated as tectonic family member 3. The transcript is spliced from 14 exons. Lineage: Eukaryota; Metazoa; Chordata; Lepidosauria; Squamata; Rhineuridae. The record is from RefSeq and is a predicted model, not a curated record. Gene Ontology annotation, biological process: cilium assembly; smoothened signaling pathway. The coding region runs from base 49 to 1788 and encodes 579 amino acids.